UUGGCGAAUACUUUACAGACUUUAAUAUUCACGAUUACAAUGUAUUUUCUAAAUAUUUUUUACAACGUUGAACUACGCUUUAUAUUUCAAUUGCACAUUUUUUUUAAUAUUUUAAGCCCACCUCUCACCUGAAGUUAGCUCGGAUUGACUCCAGCUCAACCGUGACCCUUGUGAGGACGAGCGCUAAAGAUGGAUGGAUGCUACCUAGCGCCUCAAAGUGCCAUCGACUUGAAAGAGUAAUGUAAGCUCAUCACAAUGGAAAAAGAGCGACCAACUGACAAGACUCCUCCAUUCAUUGAAAAACACUUUAAAGAGAGUUUACUCAACAAAAUAAGGAUCCGGCCCGAAGUCCAGAGGGUCCUGAAUAAUUCCGGCAAAGCCGUCGUGAGACUGGAGCGUUUGAACCUGCAGCCGCUAGCGUCUGUGGUGCAGGUGCCGUGCCAAAAACGAGCCGAGCUCUAUGAAGAAAACUUUAAUUGUCCUUGGGAGAAUGAAGUCAGUCCAGUUGCAUCUGACAUCGUGGAGAUUCAAGAGACAGAGGAGGACAGCACAACAACAAUCCGGAUGGGAGAACUUCAUCCGGACGGCUCUCCAAACCCGGAUCCACCGUAUAUUCUGGUUCAUUCCGGCAAGGCUGAGCCAGACACCUUCUACGUGGAUCCCGACCGGGAGAUGAUCAUGGUGCUGGAGCUGGAGCCAGAUCAGACACAGGAGUCCAAAUGCGGAGAGCCGUCUCCACCCCGGGAAGCGGCUCAAAACAGCGGAGGCGAGAAGAAGGACAGUGAAGACUUCUGCGCUGUGUGUCUCAAUGGAGGAGAUCUGCUGUGCUGUGAUCUUUGUCCCAAAGUUUACCACUUGGCCUGUCACCUUCCUUCACUGAUCACCUUCCCCACGGGUGACUGGGCGUGUACAUUGUGCAGGACCGAGCGCCACCCGGCCGAGAACAUCCACCGAGAGGGAGUUGAACCUCCUUAUGCUCUGUCCCGCCAUGAUCAGAGGAGAUGUGAGAAGUUGACCUUACUGCUGUACGUUCACCCGCUAAGCGCCCCUUUCCACGAGCCCGUCAGCCGUCUGGCUAGGAACUACUACCAGGUCAUUAAGAAGCCCAUGGACCUUUCGCUGAUCCGCAAGAAACUGGACAAGAGCAACACUCUGCACUACUUCAUGCCAGAGCACUUUGUCCACGACGUCCUGCUCAUGCUCAAGAACUGUGCAACCUUUAACUACGUAGGUUGAGUUUUGCAAUGCUGUAUUGUUUAGUUUUUUUCCUUCCGUACAUGGAUCAUGCACUACAGUGAAGAAAAUAAGUAUUUGAACACCCUGCUAUAUUGCAAG
This is a messenger RNA of Syngnathoides biaculeatus (alligator pipefish), 1335 nucleotides long. Its product is annotated as tripartite motif-containing protein 66-like. Gene Ontology annotation, molecular function: protein binding. The record is from RefSeq and is a predicted model, not a curated record. The transcript has 9 exons. The coding region runs from base 256 to 1236 and encodes 326 amino acids. NCBI's taxonomy places the organism in Eukaryota, Metazoa, Chordata, Actinopteri, Syngnathiformes, Syngnathidae.